Aspergillus pseudotamarii is the source of this 595-nucleotide messenger RNA. RefSeq lists its product as uncharacterized. NCBI's taxonomy places the organism in Eukaryota, Fungi, Ascomycota, Eurotiomycetes, Eurotiales, Aspergillaceae. The coding region runs from base 237 to 551 and encodes 104 amino acids. The record is from RefSeq and is a predicted model, not a curated record. The transcript is spliced from 3 exons.
GAUUCAUCAUCAUGAAGAACAAUUCUGGAAGUCCCACAUUAUCUGGUGUAUCAUCAUCUGACUCUUGAUCAUAGCUUGAGCUUUCGACUGAAUGUGAGGGAUUGCUGAAGUCACCAAUCAAAGAUAGGGCAGACUCCAACACAUGCCUGCGGCUUGUGGAAAGGGACGAGUUCGAGUCUAGUUCACGUCGGAUUAUAUUGACUUCGUUUGCUGGAUAUACAUACGCAGUAGAGCGGAUGGCUUCAGCGGGCAGAGUCGUUUUGUGUCUCACUUGUCUGGUUCCUUCUAAGGUGCUUGAAGAUAGUCCUCGAGAAGCACCAUGUCCACCGAGACUGAUCCCCGGAUUAGGUGGGCUUCUACGGGAUAGAUCACCAACGCCCCUAUUUCUGCUUCUUGGGUUAGAAUCCCCAGGUCUUCGAAAACGUGAGACUCGAGUGCGGCGAGUCUGCUUGGGUCUCGCACGAAUGCAUGGGACUUGCGCACUCGAACAGCCAUGGCACUGUGGCUGCCGGUCGCACUUAACCUUCCUUGCGUGGCAUAGGUCACACUAAAAGUAUGAGAGAAAGAACAAACACAUUCGUUAGUGCGUCAAUUC